AAGUUGAAAUCAUUCUCAUUGAAUUUUUAAUUUAUAUGUUUUAUGUUAUUAACUGUUGUACUCAAACCUUUUUUUUGUAUAAAAUCAAAUUCAUCUGGUCCACUGCCUAGCUUUAAAUUUAAUUGAACUAUGAUUAAUAAUAAAAAGAUUAAUUUGAGAUUGAUUUUGGUUUCUGGGAAAACCAAAGAUUUUCAGUUCAGUCCAAAUGAUUCAGCCUCUGACAUCGCCCAAUAUGUCUUUGAACAUUGGCCUCCAGAAUGGGCUGACGAAUCUGUUAGUAGAGCUGAAAUUUUAAGACUCAUAUACCAAGGAAGAUUUCUACAUGGGAAUGUUAUCUUAGGAGCUCUUCAAUUACCGCUUGGCCGGACCAGUGUGAUGCAUCUCGUUCCAAGGGAAAACUUACCCGAGCCCAAUUCUCAAGAUCAACGUCAAAAAAGCAAAGAAAGGAGCAGUGGCUGUUGUAACUCAAAUUGUUCAAUCAUUUGAGAAGCAAAUGAUACUUUAAUAUGUAAAACAAACCAGAGGAAUCAUCCUAGUUUAGUUUUAAGAGACAAACUUUCUGUCCUGAUGAUUUUGUUCGCAAAAAAAUUGGCAAAACGCAACCCAUUAUCAUCAUUACUGUAAAACCAUAAACACAAUGGUUAUGUAAAUCGCCAACGGAACGUCCUAUCUUUUUGUGUUUUUUUUUCUCAUCCAUUUUUUCCUUCUCCUCACACACACACACCAUAAUAAUCAUCUUCAUCAACGUCUCCUUCUUCUGUUGCUGUUACAAGUUUUUUGUUCACGGAAAAUUUGGGUGUUUUAUGUAAUGUUAAUAACCAAAAAUACCAGGACACUAAAGGUCUUGACUAAAGGCCCCCAAACAACCGUCUAUAAUAUUGACUGGAAUGGUCAAUCCUUUUAAACCCGCAAGUUGUUAUGUUAAUCGUCUGCCAACCUUUUUUUGGGGAAAAAACAAAUUGAAACGUGAAAAAAGCAAAAGCAACUAACAAACAACUGUCUACAAGAAAACUGUCUACCUUAAAGUUAUUAUUAUUAUAAUAAUAUUAUAAUAAUUACUAUUAUCAUUAUCAUUAUUAUUGAUAUUAUUAUUAUUAUUAUAUAAAUACAUAUGUAUAAAUACGAACGGAAAACGUAAAAAACACAUAAAAACACAAACAACCACGGAGGGAGAUUCUCUUGAAUAUUGUCAUUCUCAUAGUCAUACUUUUUGGUUCUCAUCGCUGUAAAUAAUAAUAAUGUACCUCGUUUAACCUCUCCCUUUAUCAUUCCAUGAAUAAAAGACACCAACUACAAGAAA
This is a messenger RNA of Tetranychus urticae (two-spotted spider mite), 1300 nucleotides long. RefSeq names its product ubiquitin-like protein 3. The record is from RefSeq and is a predicted model, not a curated record. NCBI's taxonomy places the organism in Eukaryota, Metazoa, Arthropoda, Arachnida, Trombidiformes, Tetranychidae.